Molecule: messenger RNA, 1452 nt
Organism: Volvox carteri f. nagariensis
Lineage: Eukaryota; Viridiplantae; Chlorophyta; Chlorophyceae; Chlamydomonadales; Volvocaceae
Exons: 14
Coding region: 1-1452 (483 amino acids)
Biological process (GO): iron-sulfur cluster assembly
Cellular component (GO): chloroplast stroma
Molecular function (GO): ATP binding; ATP-dependent FeS chaperone activity; 4 iron, 4 sulfur cluster binding
Source: RefSeq, a predicted model, not a curated record
AUGCGGACCUUACGUAGCGAUGUGAGGGCCAUUUCCCGGCGCUCCGUAACACGUUUCGCAUCGGCCGCAGCCACCCCCCCCGUCGCCCCCAACCAGCCUCCGUCCCAGCUGCUCACCCCCGAGGAGCAGGUGCUGGCCAAGCUGCGCAACGUCAUCGACCCGGACUUCGGUGAGGACAUCGUGGCGUGUGGGUUUGUACGGCAGCUGGAGGUGGACGCGUCGGUUGGGUUCGUGUCAUUCACCUUGGAGCUGACCACGCCCGCCUGCCCAGUCAAGGAGAUGUUCCAGAGGCAGAGCACGCAGUUCGUCAAGGAGCUUCCGUGGGUUCGUGACGUAUCCAUCAAGCUUACCGCCCAGCCUCCGAAACCCCUGCUGCCCGAGUCAGGGCGGCCAGGGGGCCUGGCCAAGAUGGGAGCUAAGCUGCACGCACAUGUGUUUGUGUCGCGUGUUGGCAUCUUUGAUGCUGACGUGUACGGGCCCUCCCUGCCGCUCAUGGUCAAUCCCGAGAUCAAGGUGCUGGAAAUGGAUCCAGCCACCAAGGCCAUCUUCCCCACCGAGUACGAGGGGGUCAAGGUGGUGUCAUUUGGAUUCGCAGGCCAGGGCUCAGCCAUCAUGAGGGGCCCUAUGGUUUCGGGGCUGAUCCAGCAGAUGCUCACCACCGCUGCAUGGGGUGAGCUUGACUACCUGGUGGUUGACUUCCCCCCCGGCACGGGAGACAUUCAGUUGACGUUAUGCCAAACCGUGUCCUUCAGCGCCGCCGUCAUCGUCACCACCCCACAGAAACUAGCCUUUAUUGACGUGGCAAAGGGUAUUCGGAUGUUCGCCAAAUUGGUGGUGCCGUGCGUGGCAGUGGUGGAGAACAUGUCGUACUUUGAGGCGGACGGCAAGCGCUUCUUCCCCUUCGGCCAGGGCUCAGGCGAGCGCAUCCAGCGAGACUUCGGACUGCCUAACUUGGUGCGAUUCCCGAUUGUACCCGACCUGUCUGCGGCAGGAGACGGUGGCCAGCCUCUGGUGGUGGCGGACCCCACAAGCGCUACCGCAGCAGCGUUCAUGGACCUGGGGGCGGCGGUAGUUCGCGAGGUGGCCAAGAUGGCUGGUAGGCCCGCACGUCAGGCGGUGUAUUACGACCCGCAGAAGGACGUCAUCUCAGUACAGCUCCCCGGCGAAACGGAGUUCCUGUUGCCUCCGGUGGUUGUACGGGAGAACGACACGUCCGCCACGUCGAUUGACGAGUGGACGGGGCAGCGCAAGCGUGAUGAGGUCCCUCAAGAUGCUCGUCCAGCCGCCAUUAAUCCGCUGGGCAACUACGCGGUACAGAUUAGCUGGUCGGAUGGGUUCAAUCAAGUGGCGUCGUACGAGCUGUUAGACGAGCUGCGACGGUACGCGGUGCCAUGCCAAGGCCCGGUCGCUAUAACGCUGCCCGGUGGGCUCACGGCUGAGGCGCAACUCUAG